UUUUACACCUUCACUCUCGUUUUAGGAAGGAAAAAAAAGAUUCAAAAACCUUUUGGUUUUCCGCAGUGAGAGACAGCAAGUUUUGGAAUUGAACUGAAUCCGAAAACAAGAAUGGAAACGACAUCGUUUCCUUCAACGCCUCGCUGGAACGUCGACCGUCCUUUCCUCAGCGGCCGAUUCCACCAGGAAACGAAAGGCACCUCUCGCUUCGCCGACUCCUUCAGUAACACCGGAGUUGAAAAUGCCAUCGGCUGUUACGACGUGGGAGUUCAAGAGCUUAUUGUGAUAGAUGAUCUGCUGAGUGCAUUGGUUGGAAUUGAAGGGAGAUACAUUUCAAUUAAAAGAAGAAUCAAUAAUGCUCAUGGAAAUGAUGUUAUUAAUAAUAAUUAUGUUGAUUUUUUUGUGGCUUUCCACGUUGAUCCGUCAAUGGAUUUGGCUCUGCAGGAAAUGGCGAAACGGAUAUUUCCAUUGUGUGAGAGCUUUGUUUUGAUAGACCAGUUUGUUGAGUCGAGGUCACAGUUCAAGAAUGGUUUAGUUAAUCAUGCCUUUGCCGCCAGUCUCAGGGCUUUCCUUCUAGAUUAUCAGGCCAUGGUAGCUCAACUUGAACACCAGUUUCGACUUGGAAGACUGUCUGUGCAAGGAUUGUGGUUUUACUGUCAGCCAAUUAUGGGGUCAAUGCUAGCAUUGUCUACUGUAAUACACAAAGCUUCAGCAAAUAAUUCUGUGGGUUCUGCAGUUUUGAACCUUUUGCAGAGCCAGGCAAAGGCAAUGGCCGGUGAUAAUACUGUGAGGUCUUUGCUAGAAAAGAUGACUCAAUGUGCAAGCAAUGCAUAUCUGGGCAUAUUAGAAAGGUGGGUCUAUGAAGGAGUGAUUGAUGAUCCUUAUGGUGAAUUCUUCAUUGCUGAGAAUAAGUCUCUUCAAAAGGAGAGUCUCACUCAGGAUUAUGAUGCUAAGUAUUGGAGGCAGCGUUACAGCCUAAAGGAUGGAAUUCCUACCUUCCUUGCUAAUAUAGCUGGAACAAUUUUGACCACAGGGAAAUUUUUAAAUGUGAUGAGAGAAUGUGGUCACGGUGUUCAGGUCCCUGUGUCAGAGAAUUCUAAAUUAAUGAGCUUUGGCACAAACCACCAUUAUCGUGAGUGUAUAAAAGCUGCAUAUGACUUUGCCAGUGCUGAACUCUUAAAUCUAAUUAAAGAAAAGUAUGAUCUCAUGGGAAAGCUACGGUCUAUAAAGCACUAUCUCCUUCUUGAUCAGGGUGAUUUCUUGGUUCAUUUUAUGGAUAUAGCUCGAGAGGAGCUCACAAAAAAGCUUGAUGAGAUUAAUGUGGAAAAGCUUCAGUCUCUGUUAGACCUUGCUUUGCGUUCUACAGCUGCUGCAGCCGAUCCUUGUCAUGAGGACUUAACUUGUUGUGUGGAAAGACAAUCUUUGCUUAAAAGAAUGACUACAUUCAAAGAUCUUCAGAUUAGGGCUUUCUCAGGUAGUAAUGAUCUAGAGGAACCAGUCAGCAUUACUGGUCUUGAGACAUUUUCAUUGAGUUACAAGGUUCAAUGGCCAUUAUCUAUUGUUAUAUCAAGAAAAGCGCUUACAAAAUACCAGUUAUUAUUUCGCCUUCUUUUUCACUGUAAGCAUGUAGAGCGUCAGCUUUGUGGGGCCUGGCAAGUGCACCAAGGAAUUCGUGCCUUUAAUACAAAUGGAACUGCCAUUUCUAGAUCAUCUCUUCUCUGUCGUAGCAUGCUUAAAUUUAUAAGUAGCUUUCUACAUUAUCUAACAUUUGAGGUUAUUGAACCCAAUUCGCAUGUGAUGCAUAGCAGACUUCAGACUGCAAAGAGCAUAGAUGAGGUUAUCCAACAUCAUGAUUUUUUCCUCGACAAGUGUCUAAGAGAAUGCUUGCUACUUUCACCUGAACUUGUCAAGAAGGUGGAGAAGUUGAAAUCAUUGUGCCUGCAGUAUGCAGCGGCAACUCAAUGGCUAAUAUCGUCUUCUAUUGACAUUCCCAAGCUGGAUGAUUCCUCUGAUGGUUUGUUAGGGUCCGAAAAGUUAAAGCCAUUGAAGCUACGAAGCCCCUCUCAGGCACAAAAAGUCAUGAUUAAAGACCCCACGGUCACUGAGUCUGUCCUCAAGUUCGAGCGGGAGUUCAAUGCCGAGCUUCAGAGUCUGGGACCAAUCUUGAGCAGUGGCUCCCAAGCAGAGCCUUAUAUGACUCAUCUUGCACAGCUGAUUCUUGGUGUUGGAAAUGAUAAGUAAGUUCGUAUUACCUCUCCCACUCUUACCUUAUGACGCACUGGAUGAUAUGAACUCACUGUGAAUAUACUUGCCACACAACUUUUAUUCUUUGAGUGCCUCUCUCACAACUUUUUAUUCUUGAAUUGUCGAGAAAAAAAAAACCAUCAAGUGUGUUCUUAAUUUUUCGUUGUUAAAGUUGACUAGGUAGUGUUUUGCUGUGAGUGAAGCCAUUUGUUGAGCGACAGCUUGAAAUUCUGGAAUGUUACCAUCUUGUGAGAUUGUAAUUUGCUUGUACCUAGAUUUGAUGUGCAAUAGAAAAUUUAUGUUAAAAGCAA
This is a messenger RNA of Mangifera indica (mango), 2555 nucleotides long. RefSeq names its product gamma-tubulin complex component 2. Gene Ontology annotation, biological process: cytoplasmic microtubule organization; spindle assembly; meiotic cell cycle. The transcript is spliced from 21 exons. Gene Ontology annotation, molecular function: microtubule minus-end binding; gamma-tubulin binding. The coding region runs from base 112 to 2241 and encodes 709 amino acids. Lineage: Eukaryota; Viridiplantae; Streptophyta; Magnoliopsida; Sapindales; Anacardiaceae. The record is from RefSeq and is a predicted model, not a curated record. Gene Ontology annotation, cellular component: gamma-tubulin small complex; spindle pole; centrosome.